GUACCACGAUGGAACCACAACAUAUGGAGGUUACUCCGACAUCAUGGUGGCAAAUGAGCACUUCGUAGUGCGUGUUCCCGACAACCUGCCUCUUCACGGUGCUGCUCCUCUCCUAUGUGCUGGGGUUACAACUUACAGCCCCUUAAGGUAUUUCGGACUUGACAAACCCGGCAUGCAUGUGGGUGUGGUAGGCGUCGGUGGUCUGGGCCACGUGGCCGUGAAGUUUGCAAAGGCUAUGGGGGUUAAGGUCACAGUGAUCAGUACCUCCCCCAAUAAGAAAUCGGAAGCCAUUGAAAACCUCGGUGCUGAUUCAUUUUUGGUCAGCCGCGACGAUGGCCAAAUGAAGGCUGCCAUGGGCACAAUGGAUGGUAUCAUUGACACCGUUUCUGCUGUCCACCCUCUCUUGCCUUUGAUUGGUUUAUUGAAGAAUAAUGGAAAGCUUGUUUUGGUUGGAGCACCCGAGAAGCCUCUUGAGCUACCUGUUUUUCCUUUGCUCAUGGGAAGGAAGAUAGUGGCUGGUAGUGUUGUUGGAGGUAUGAAGGAAACCCAAGAGAUGAUUGAUUUUGCAGGUAAACACAACAUAACAGCAAACGUCGAGGUUAUCCCAGUUGAUUAUGUGAACACGGCUAUGGAGCGUCUCAUCAAAACAGAUGUUAGAUACCGUUUUGUCAUCGACAUUGCAAACACAUUGAAGUCAAGCUCUUAAAUUUUACAUCCCAAAGUUACUCAUCUUGGCAAAAUAAGAUUAUAUACUAAUAUUCGAUUUAGUUGUUUCAGCGGUGUUGUCUACCGUAUGGUGAAAAUU
This is a messenger RNA of Prunus avium (sweet cherry), 805 nucleotides long. The record is from RefSeq and is a predicted model, not a curated record. Lineage: Eukaryota; Viridiplantae; Streptophyta; Magnoliopsida; Rosales; Rosaceae.